AUUGUCAUUGUCUCGGUGCAGCAGUCAAUCUCCUCCGUAUCAUACAAUGAAUGAACUGACUGGGUGUAGUGAGCAUGGCAGCUGUGAGUAAAACAGAACCGCUAUGUCAACCCUGUUUUUAUCAUGCAAAAUUCAAAGUGGAAGUCAACAUUAAGAAACCCUUGCAGCCCAUUCACCUGAGCAGUGAGCAGGUUGCCCUGGAGGUGCUGUCUCUGUGCUGCCAGCUUGAUCUGCUCAUUAGAGCUCAGGUACACCAGUUCCAGGAACAACUCAGACAUGACAUCAGUCCUAUUGAGUCAGAGGCUUUCCACAGGCAAGGUACAGAUAUUGUAGAAAGGAUGAACCAGUGUCUGGAGCAUCUACCAGAACCUUUACCACAGCUAGAGGAUUACCUGGAUGCGGUGGGCCUGUCUACCAUGUUUCCACGAGUUGAAGUCUUCAUUAUUCACGGAAGGCCUGUAGACAUGCUGGAGAGGCCAUCAAUGGAUGAUUACUUUCCUCACAUUGGGAAACUGAACCAGUUGCUUGUCUUGAGCCAACAGUUAGAAGAUGAUGUGCAGCAUCUGGGUAGCCACAAAUAUAUAGCCCACCAGCUGUCAGUGUUGUAUCAAGUUAUCAGUUCAUUUAAAGGUGUCCUGCCUUUAUCCGUUCUAAAAAGAGACAUUGAGGCAAACUUCAAGGCACUUAAAACGUCGCUGGUCAAAGAAGAUGCGUCCAAACAGGAGCCACAGUUACCUGCACAUUAUGUCAGCUGGAUACUCAAUGUGACUCGUAGUGUUAUAGCAUCUGUGUCUGCACUCCCAGAUGAGCUGACUGAAGACCUCACACCAGCAAUGUCAUUUGUUAGGAAUUUAACUUGAAAGCUGUCAGCAGCACCAAUUCAGGUGCUGCAGAUUUGUGCAAUUUCCAUCCUUUUGUAAAAAAAAAAACAAAAAAAAACAAAGUGCUACAGUGAUUUCAUUAAGGGGUUCUCAUAGGAUGGAAUCUGGGUAUAAGCAACUGUUUUAUGUAAUGUGUAUUUCUGCAUUAAAUGUUUAUUUAUGAAUGAUAUUUAAAAUUGGAUUGGGAAAAUUGAAGAUAGAGUACUGUGGGCUGGCUUGUUUACACUGGGGUAAACCACUUUAGAGGCAUGUCAUAUGCUUACAGUAACUUACAGGGAAUUUAUUGAGGGAAUACCAAGUCUAAAUCCAAGUAAGGUUUUACAGUAGAUCGUACUGGCAAUUAAGAUUUGUCACAGAUCACUUUGAACAUGCAAUCCUUCAUUGAUUAUUGAUUAGAUAACCAAUUUUAAAAUCAGCCUGUUGGGUCUAUUUGAAUGUUCUAAUACCGGCAUCCUAAAAAUGAUUAACCUCAUCUCAUUAACCUCAUGAUUAAGCUGAUCUCUUCUUCUGCAUUGCAUUGCACUCAUAUACUUUAACAUUCUACCACUACUAUUAAUAAGGUGAUUUGAUGUAAUAUUAUCCAGAUUAUUGUAGAUCAUUUUUAUGUUUCCACUCCCUACAUCUCUAAUGUCAAAAUGACACGAAGUGAGAGAGAUAGUUACUCAAGCGAUACGUGAAGCAAAACAAUUGAUGGACCAGGGCUCCAGUCCACUUUUUUAUGCCUUAUUCAUAGUAUAUAAAUAAAGUGUGCUUAAGGUAUUAGCUCAUUAAUCAGGAACAGGAGCAAAGAGCCUAGCACUCCUUGCUGUUAGUGGAAUUAUUGUUAGGACCACUUUGUUAAUUUUCAUCAUCAACAUAACAACAUAAUUAUUUUUUUCUUUCUCAGACAAAAAGCCAGAUAAAUAUUUUGGUCGAUAUAUAAAAUACAUAUGCAGGUUCAUUCAUAGUUUGUGCAACGUGGUUUUACAUAUGUUUUGUGAUGCUGACAAUGUUGUGAAUUAUGAAUCACUGUGUACAACUGAGAAAUGUAAAAAAUAGAACAAAACACUUUAAAAUCACACUUAUAAUUCAUGAAUCAAUGGAUUAAAAGUCAUGUAAUCAUCCAAAAACUUUCUGAACUUUCACCCAAUACCAGCAUCUGUAACUGGAGUUGAAUUUCUAUGCAUUUAUUUUUAUUUAUUUAAUAUAUUUAGUUAAAUAUGUACUUGUUUGAAUUAAUGCCCCAUUUCCAUCUGCCCUGUUAUACAGGGUCGUAAAAGUAGAUCUGCUCUCUAUAAUUCUGAAACUGGAUCUGAUCUUGUUCCACUAAUUCUGAAACUGGAUCUGAUCUUGUUCCACUAAUUCUGAAAUUGGAUCUGAUCUUGUUCCACUAAUUCUGAAAUUGGAUCUGAUCUUGUUCCUCCAAUCCUGAAAUUGGAUCUGCUCUUGUUCCACUAAUUCUGAAAUUGGAUCUGCUCUUGUUCCACUCUAAUUCUGAAACUCACUGUUAAACAAAAGUCAGAGGUCUGCUACAUGUAGAAAUAAAAAAGGCUGAUAUCGGCCCUGUGUUGUAUGUGACUUGUAACUGUUUUUUUUUUAAAUUGUACACACUCAGCAUUAGGCAGAAUCGAUUUGAUUUUUUUCUGCUAUUAAUGAAAAUAAACAAGACUGAUUUUCAAAUCGUUCUCAGUUUAGAGUUGAAAACAGGAUUGUUCAGAGAAGCACCUUUAUCAUUUACAGCAUUCACAAAAGUAAUUUGGCCAAAAUCCCUGCUGUCGUUUGACUCCCGCUAAAGGCAGUGAUCACAUUUUUUGGAGAAAAAGGCAAAUCGCAGACAGUGAAAGUGAAUGUUCAAUGUAUAUAGUCUGCACUGUAAGAAUUACUGUCUUUCAUUACAACAGUGAAAUUACACUUGUAUAUAUGUAUAUGUGUUACUCAGUUUUCUGGGGACCCCCUGGGCGACCACUGCACCGCCCAGGGGUCCUUGAUCCACUGAUCCAGUGUAAGAGAUAAAGAUUAAUUUUACUAAUAUUGUAAUUCUGGUAUAUAUUUUGCUCAAAAGAGACAACUGUUAUACCUAUGUUGCUUGGAGCUCCACAGUUGUAGGAAGCUGUCGUUUUUAAGAUGGUACAGUACUUUAGUACUCUGUGAUAGCAAUUAUUUUUUCUAACUGGUUUCACAGCCAUGUGUAGCAAUGCCUGUUUUCUUUGCUAUUGUUUCAUGGGCAAACACAACAUUAAAUAAUGGCUAUUUACUCAAUCUGUUGUUUUCAUCAAAGUUAUCUUGAUUAAUGUAUCAUAUUUAGACACAUUCUAUUGAGUUUUAGAAAUCGUGUUAAUAUGUGUUGUGUUCAGUUGUAUUUUUUGAAAGCUACUUAAUGUAUUUUUAGUUUUUACAUUUAAAACACAAUUAUCAUUGUUAAUAAG
Messenger RNA from Polyodon spathula (Mississippi paddlefish), 3286 nucleotides. RefSeq lists its product as uncharacterized. NCBI's taxonomy places the organism in Eukaryota, Metazoa, Chordata, Actinopteri, Acipenseriformes, Polyodontidae. The coding region runs from base 75 to 860 and encodes 261 amino acids. The transcript is spliced from 8 exons. The record is from RefSeq and is a predicted model, not a curated record.